AUGACCUUUGACCGGAUUGUAUUCCUGAAUCGAUACAAAACAGUAGACGAUGAAUUUUUGGAACAUUCUGAAUGGAUCCGUAAACUUCGAACACCAUCACUGAUUGGAAUUGCUUCUGUUCUAACGAUACCGUUUGGUAUAUUUAUUAUUACUCCGUAUGUGGUGAUGAAUGUUUCCGGUCCUUCAGCAUUACUCUCAUUGUUAAUUGCUUUCAUCAUUAUGAUCCCAUCCGGAUUGCAUAUGAAUGAAUUGAUGUGUUCGAUGCCAAAAAGUUGCUUAUUAUAUAAUUUUACAUAUGUCAGUUUUGGUGAAAUACCAGCAUUUUUGGUUGGUUGGAUAUCAUCACUCGAUUUUAUCAUUUGUAUUGUUAUUGUAGCUAAAAAUUGGAGCAGACAUAUGAAUUUAUUAUUUCAUGGAUUAUUUGAUAAGCAUUUCACAGUGGAGAUGCCUUAUCAUUUUGAUUCAAUUUUUACAACUAAAAUAGAUUUUCUUGCUGUAUUAGCCAUCUUUAUUGCAUCAAUUAUAUUAUGCUGUAGCAUUCGAGUGUUGGCUGUUGUAUCGAUAAUAAUGGUAACUAUAUGUGCCUUGGCAACUAAUAGUACCGCAUUUGUUGGUUUUUAUUUAGCUGAUCCAAAUAAUUGGUUGGCUGCUGGCUUUUUCAAGGAUGGUAUUACCGGUGUAAUGAAAGGUGCAUCGAAUUAUUUAUGUGCCUAUAUUGGAAUUGAAACAUUCAGUUUUUUGUUAGAAGAAACGAAAAAUCCACGAAAACGACUUCCAUUUACUAUGUCAUUUAUAAUUACCGUUUUAACAUUAAUUAUGUUUUUAACAACAAUGGUUAUCACAUUGGUUGCUGAUAUCUCAACAUAUCCCAAUGAUAUGCUUUUCCCAGAUAUUUUUGACAAACUUAGGAUACCAUCCGCGAAAUAUGUUAUGGCAAUUGGAUCAGUUUGUGGCCUAUCCGGAACAAUGCUUGCAAUAUUUGUUCCUGCAACAAGAAUUUUAGCAUCACUUAGUGGUGAUAAUUUACUUCCUUCAAGCUUACUGGCUCAUACCAGUAAGAAAAGAGGAGUACCAUAUUAUGCGGUUCUAUUAUGCGCUCUAAUCUCAUCUUCACUAAUUAUUCUCAAUACCGCUAAAUUAUUUGGAAUUAUCGCCUUCAGUACUCCGUUAAGGCUUAUAAUACUUGCUUGUUUGGUAUACAAUCAACGCUAUAAUUCAAAUGUUGGAUUAUUCCGUGAAACAGCUUUUUAUCGUAAUAUUCAUCCUAAACAAUAUAAAAUGCAACCGUUGAAUAUUGGUACAGAUGAUAGAAAUUCAUCUUCAUUUACUGUUUCGAGAUUGAGUACAGAUGAUGAAAGCAGUGAAAUGAUAAGUAGCCAUGAAAUUCUACGAAAUAUUAUAAUUCAACAACAAGCACAAUGUGAUCAAUGGUUAGAGGAAAUACCAUUAAUAAAUGAAAAUUUGGAAUUGAUAUCAAAUGUAGAAGAAGUAGAUGGAAGAAUAAAUAAGAGAAUUCUAGCGAAAAGAUCACUAACUGAUACUCAAUACAGUACAUUCUCGCAUUCGCUAGCAGAAAAUCUAAAAGAAAUUACAACGAAAUUUCGCAACGAUCAAAAGCGACUAUCACUGCCAUCAUUUCAUAAUUAUCGCUGUAAUCAUAACUGCAUCAGAUCACCAUGUUCUUCUCCUUACUUUAAUGCUACAACUAAUACCAAAAAGCAUAAAUUUCACAUUUUUGAACAUGACAUUCCGGAAAUACCAUAUUGCAACAAAUAUCCUGAAUCGAUCUUUAGUUCGGAAGAUUCUGACAGAACCAAUUAUAAACACUCAAUGAGAAUUUUACCAUUUUUCAUUAUAAUUUCCGUAAUUAUCGGAUUUUUGAUCCUAAAAACGGAGAGUGGCUUAACAAAGCAAUAUUCAAUCCCUCCGAUGCUACUGGCAUGCAUCGCUUUGGGAUGUCUCGUAAUAAAUACUGCCCGACAAACAGUUAAUCCGUUAAGCAAUGAACGAAGCUGUAAAACACCUGCAUUCCCAUAUCUCACACUUUUUACCAUCUUUUUGGCUACACUGAUAGCUUCUACAACUGAUCACAUCACAAUCGUGGGAUUUAUCGCUUGGAUUGUUAUUGGAAUAAUACUCUAUGCACUAUACGGUUAUAGGCAUAGCAAAGAAGGUCGUGUACAGUCUAAUGGUUUGAUCAUUAUGAACAGUAUGAUAAAGGAUAGUUCCUCAACCGGAAUAAUAAGCAGUACCAGUAGUCAUCAAUCUAUCGGAAUCAUGCUAUAA
This is a messenger RNA of Cercopithifilaria johnstoni, 2286 nucleotides long. The record is from the annotation of a GenBank genome assembly. NCBI's taxonomy places the organism in Eukaryota, Metazoa, Nematoda, Chromadorea, Rhabditida, Onchocercidae.